Messenger RNA from Drosophila santomea, 8466 nucleotides. It is a transcript of the gene fne, whose product is annotated as ELAV-like protein 2. The transcript is spliced from 8 exons. The coding region runs from base 2471 to 3586 and encodes 371 amino acids. Lineage: Eukaryota; Metazoa; Arthropoda; Insecta; Diptera; Drosophilidae. Gene Ontology annotation, molecular function: RNA binding. Gene Ontology annotation, cellular component: ribonucleoprotein complex. The record is from RefSeq and is a predicted model, not a curated record.
AAACCAACAAACAACCAAAUAAAAAAUAAACAACAACCAACAUUAGGCAAACGUUUCAAGAUCGGCGAAGAAACAGCAGCAGCAGAAGGCGGAGGAGCUCCAAAAACACACAUCCUUGCUGGCCAAAAAAUCGUGAGACAGCGGAUAUAUUCCUGGGGAAUAUACCGGCAAACAAGGACCGCCGCUGUCCUUCCUUUUCACUCAGUCAGUACGUCCCCGAAAAAACGAAACUUUUUUAUAUCUUUUUGUAUAUGUGUGUGAGUGUAUGAGUGAUCGCAAGUACAUGAAAGCCAGAAAUCUCCGAUUUCCAAACUCCUUCUAAGAUAAGCUCAAGCCGAGGCAGAGAGAUUUGCAGCUCAAGAUAGACCCCUGAUAUGGUAUAGCGAAGUAUGUUCAGUGUCGAUCAACAAAAACCGAUUCAAAGCGUUUUAACACAAAAGUCUGCUGGCAGCAAUCAACUUUAAGCCAAAAUUAUCUCAAAUCUUGAACGAAAUCGUUAAUAGAAAAGAAAUUGCAUUCAACUAUCAUCAGGAUUUUCCACUGUUUCAUUUUGUGUUGUUGACUGAUGCUGAGAUCAAAGAUAAAAGACCAAAUUCGAUAAGGCAAAGCAAUUCUCCCACACAACAGAGUAUAUAAUAAUAAUAAAAAUAAUAAUAACAAUAAUAAAAAAGAAGAAAGAAAUUAAUUAUGAUUAAAACAUACAUUUGAUUUCAAUAAGUGUGCGCUAGAUAGAAUCAUAUAUAUAAACGGAUAACAUUUGAUUACCUUCGUCGGUGAGUGUCUAUCCAAUCAAUCUAUAGCCUAUAGGAACCAUAUAUAUACCACAAGGUUUUAUACUGAAUUUAUUAAAUUUUGGGUAAGGGCGCAGUGCGCAUCGAAUGGCCCCAUCAAGAAAAAAAGCAUCAACACCAAAACUCAAUAUGAAUUAAUAAAAAAUAACAUAAGCAAGUGUUUUUUUGUCGCAUAUAAAUAAAUUUACAUAUUUACACAUACGUGACGAGAAGUUAAUGCAAAAGUAAUAUUAAAAUAAAGACUUGAAUUUCUCAAAGAAAUAAAUAUUUAUACAAGAACAAGCGAAGAAUAAGAACAACAACAAGAAAAACGGACUUCCAACGAUUUCAAAAUACGACGAAAAAUACGAAAUAUGAAAUAUUUUUAGAGCAAAAGGGCCCUGCAAACAAAGUAUGUGGUUAUGACUAUGACUAAAUCUACGCAAAUCGGUUAACAAUAUAUUUGCCAAAUCUAACAUAUGUAUUGAAUCAAAAACCAAAAAAACAAAUAAAACGGAAAAAAACACCGCAUACUUAAUGACAAAUUGACAAAUUGAACGUCGAGCUACCAAGAAUUUAUACGGAAAAUAAAAGGCAUCACAAGAAGGCGGAGCAGGAAAAGUGCAAAAGCGGAUUUAUUGGAAAAGCUGAAGGGGAAAAAUCGAGAUCAACGGAGAUCAGCUGUAAAGUGAUAUUUUAUAAACCCAGAAAAUAUCAGUUAAGGACAACGACUUAUAAGAUUGAGUGAAAACGAGCGAGCAAUCGAACAGCCAUCAUUUAUCAGAGAAAAGAAACGGAUCACCGAAAAAGAGGGAUUUUUUAACCGCAGGGGGAAAAGCAAACAGACGAGGCAAAAAAAAAGAAGAAAUAGGAAGGAAAAGUCAACAAAAAACCAAACACCACCAAAUAAAACCAACUACUAUUAAUUUAAAGCAAACAUUAACGAAUAAUCAUAUUCAAGCGGUAUAUACAUAUAUAUACAGAGGAUAACGGAUAACACAACUAACUAAAUAUAUACAUAUACAUAUAUAUAUAUGGUAUAUGAAUGUAUAUUUGAAAACCAAAGCUAAGUUCCAGUCAAAGAUAAAACCAAAAACCAGCGCAAAUUUAGUAAAAGUAUAAUAAAACGGAAAAAAACCAAAUUAUUGCUAUCUUUUUGCAUUUUUGCAAUUUUAUAUAAAACCAAAAACAAAGAAAACAAAAAACAAAACCAAAAGACCUACAACUAAAGAUCAUAAUAAUCUUUAACAUUCGGAGAAGCAAAAAUAGGAAGUAAACACAUUUAGCAAAAUUUACUCUUUUAUCUAAACGAAAACAAAAGAAUACCAUCAAAAUAAACAAAUAAAAAAAACACAAAUCAAAGUAAGACAUAAUUCAAGUCAGACAUAAAUAAAUUUUAAACGUUUUAGACAGAGAACGCUCUAAACAUAACUUAAAAAGCAAAUACAUUUUUUUCGCGAUCGUAGUUGAUCUAAAACCCCCCAAAAAAGCCCCCAAAAAAGCCGGAAUAAAAUCUGCGAAAAAAAGUAACUUUACGCGGGACUUGUGCAAAGCGCUAAAAAUCCCCCCUCCAAAACAAACGAAUAAGGAGCUGCUCUAACUUGUAAGCGAAAACCAACCAAGCAGUGAGAUUAGCUACUAACCGAACAAAAAAAAAAAAAGCCGGACUAAAUCAGGACAGGAUCAGAACCACAAUCACAAUGACCAACGCCAUGGACAUAGUGAAGAACGGCAGUGCCAACGGAUCCGUGGAUGGCAGCAAUGAUGAGUCGCGCACCAAUUUGAUUGUCAACUAUCUGCCGCAAACCAUGACGCAGGAGGAGAUGCGAUCGCUCUUCUCCAGCAUCGGUGAGCUCGAGAGUUGCAAACUGGUGCGUGAUAAAGUCUCAGGUAAUUUGGUCUUGCCAGCAUCGUUGACCGCUCUCAACCCGGCACUGCAGCAAGGUCAGAGUCUGGGCUAUGGCUUUGUUAAUUACGUCAGGGCCGAGGAUGCUGAGAAGGCUGUGAACACCCUGAACGGUCUGCGUUUGCAGAAUAAGGUUAUUAAAGUAUCAUACGCCCGUCCAAGCUCAGAAUCUAUUAAGGGUGCUAAUUUAUAUGUAUCGGGUCUUCCGAAAAAUCUAUCACAACCAGACUUGGAGGGGAUGUUUGCAUCGUUCGGCAAAAUAAUUACAUCUCGUAUACUCUGUGAUAAUAUUUCUGGUCUAUCGAAGGGCGUCGGCUUUAUACGCUUCGAUCAGCGCAACGAAGCCGAGCGGGCCAUCCAGGAGCUGAAUGGCAAGACCCCAAAGGGAUAUGCCGAGCCGAUCACCGUCAAGUUCGCCAAUAAUCCGAGCAAUAGUGCCAAGGCCCAGAUUGCCCCGCCCCUAACCGCCUACUUGACUCCCCAGGCGGCAGCGGCCACUCGUCGUUUGGCCGGAGCUCUGCCCUCCGCCGGUCGCAUUAGCAUUGGAAAGAGUCCCAUGUUAGCGAUUAACAAGGGCCUACGAAGGUACUCACCGCUGGCUGGCGAUCUAUUGGCCAACUCGAUUUUGCCGGGAAACGCAAUGACUGGAUCCGGAUGGUGCAUAUUCGUCUAUAAUCUGGCCCCGGAAACCGAGGAGAAUGUGCUGUGGCAGCUGUUCGGUCCAUUCGGAGCCGUACAGUCGGUGAAGGUGAUCCGGGAUCUGCAGACCAGCAAGUGCAAGGGAUUCGGAUUCGUGACCAUGACCAACUACGAUGAGGCCGUGGUGGCCAUUCAGUCGCUGAACGGAUAUACCCUCGGCAAUCGGGUGCUGCAGGUCAGCUUUAAGACUAACAAGACCAAAACCACUUAGGCGAACCAGCCGCCAAUCUGGACUAGACCUUUCCAAUACUCCACGAUCUGUUUGAUUUAACAACACCUAGACUAUAGAUUCAUCUGAUCUGAUCUGAUAAGAUAUAUGAUAUGAUAUGAUAUGAUAUGAUAUAUGACAAAGACAGUGUAGACGAAAUUGCGAAAUUUAGCGCGAGUUUAUGAUAUGCCUAUCAUUUGAUUUGUACGCUAAACGAAAUUAUUAUGAUUGUAAUUCUAAUGAAAUCUUAGUGAAAAUUGAUUUAUUUCCCUCUCUAUAAUUUAAUUUUAUUAACUAAUCCAAGAAACGAAAAAAAUACAAAAAAAUACUAAAAAAGAAAAAAAACAAACAAACAAAUAAAGCUUGAAUGAGGCAUCCAAAAAACACAACACAGAAACUAAGGAGAAGUUUAGAAAAAAAUGUGAGGUGAGCCAGACAACUGUCUAUAAAUUGACAAAUGGGAAAGAAAUAUGAGAAGGUAAUAGGGUCAAAAGAUAAAAAACAAAAAAACGAAAAAUAAAAAAUAGAAAACCGGAAAAAUAUGAAUGAAAAUGAUCUAAGUCGCAAUAUAUAGUAACUAUUUUUUUUUUUGAAACUUAUGUAUAUGUAAUUCAAUUCGAUUAUAUUCAAUUAAACAAAGUAUUUAAACAAGCUAACCAAAUGAUUUAAUGUCUAUUGAUUUAGGAAUUACCAACAUAACUCUCUCAGCUUACCUAAGUACUUAUUAUAAUGGAUACGCAUAAAUAUAUUGUAUUGUAUUGUAUUGUAUUUUGUGUUCGUUUUGCAAAACCUAACUUACAUUACAUUACAUUAAUUCUAGUGCUAUUCAGCUCUUAUAUUUAAUUCGAUUCGCCUUGAUUUACACUCGAAGACGAAACGGAAAUCAAAGAUAAAGCCGCGAUAUAUCCUCCAAACGUAACAACAACAACAAAAGUCCCCAAAGCACCCAAAACACACUCACUUGUAACCAUUAUUAUAUAUUAUAUAUGUAACCAGAUUUAAAUAUCUUUUUUUCGUCGUCUAAGAUUCGUAUUCGUAUUCGUCAAGUGCAAACCAAAGUAAAUGAAACCAAGCAAACUUAUUAUAUUAUAUUACAUUAUAUAUUAUUACGCCUACUUAUUAUUCCAUUUUUAUAAUUAUUAUAACUUAUUGAAUGCAACCAAGCGAAACCAAACAAAAGGCAAACAAAAAAACAUAACUACAACUAAAAAUAUAUAUUUAUUAUUAAAUAAAUGUGUGACUUAUUCCAAAAACUAUGCAAAAAAAAAAAUGAAAAAACACAAAAAACUAAAACACAAAAUUUGUUUUCUUUUUUCCCCCCAAAUAUCUACACACACACACGCACACCUAAACUAGAGCUGGCAAGACUUCGAUCGAUCUUAAGUUAGAAUCGAUUGGAUUUCUUGGAGGCCACAGUAAAAGUUCGUUUAUUCUAUACCAUCUUCUUACAAUAAUAAGAAUAGUCUUGAUCGUUUCGAUGACACCAUGAAUUUACUAGCGAUGGCUUGCCAGCUCUAAUCUGUACCCACCUGAAAAUUGGCAAUACAGCAGGCAGAACGCUUUCGCAGUUGAAGUGAUCAGUAAAUAAUUGAAUCGGAAUUGGAUUGCAGAUAAAUCGUAAUAUGGCCAGCUAAAACCGCAACUUCAGCCGUGUAAAUCGAUCCACACCACAAAUACACAACAACAGCACUCGCAUUUAUACAAAUAUAUAUUUAAAAUACAGAUUAAGUUUCAAAGCUCUCUAACGUAUAACUAAGUUUUUAACUAAGUUUUACGCCUAUAUAAAUAAAUAUAUAAUCAAACACGAACUAUAUGUACGCGCAACUAUAUUAAUUCAAUUAAAGAUUGUUUAUUCGAUUUUUCACUUCAAUAAUCUUGUUUUCAAAUCCGAGAUCAUUUAGUAGAGUCUACCAACAAUCAAUGUGUGUGUCUGUAGUUUAACUUAUGACAUUCUUAGGAAGCAUACAAUUUUUUUUUGUGUAUUUAGGGCUGAAAGGUCAGGCCACAUCUACAUGGCAAUGGGCCAUAAGGCGGAAAACCCUAAAAAAUAAUAAAUACAAGAAAAAAGAAAAACAAAUCUUAAGCUAAAAAAACGAAGAAAAUCCAAAAGAAAAGAACUCAAGCAAAGAAGAAGUUGCGAAGGCAAAUUGAAAACACCAAAUUUUUAAGUAUAUAACAUAAAUGAUGUAAAAUUUUUUAAACAAAGAUUUAUAGUAAAAUUUAUUAAGGUAUUAAGUAUGUAUAACGAUAUAUACAAAGUACACAAGGAUAAGAAAAUCAAGAGAAACCACUGCGGAAACGCGAAAUUCAAUGGAAUAUGAGCAAAUUGAAAUGUGAAAUACAUUAAAAAAAUACCUAAAAUUACCUAGAAACGCGACAUCAGCAAGAGACCGGAAGUCAUCGAUGGACAACUGCUUGCAAGCAGUGCGGUCCAUAUCCGGGCUAGCCAAUGCAAGCAGUUUUACCAUUGGGACUGAGAACAGAGAUUAAAAAUGAACAGGUCUCCGAUUGCUGAUUCGUUUUCCACUUCCCGGCGACUAGUUAAACUACUCAAUACUCAAUAUGACAUAUGGAAUAAUCAAGUAAUCAAGUAAUAUCCGCAAAAUAACCGCCGCAACGCUGCUGCGCAGGCGCGUGUGUCAUUCACAAAAGCAAUAUGGAGAUGUGGCACGAGUUGGCUGUUUUGGCCCACGCUGACUUACUAUAUAUAUAUAUACACAUAUAUAUAUAGUAUACGGAAGGCGACUAUAUGACGCAGUUGUACAAAUCGCAACUCAGCGACUCGGUCACAUUCAUACACGGCUCAUACGCCGCCACUUACAAUUUACCCGAAAAAAAAACAUAAAUGAAUAAAAUCAUCCAUAUUAACCGAAGCGUAUAAGUUUAAAAUUCAGCUAAAUAAAAGCCGAAAAUAAAAGAAAAUACACACAAAACCACACACCGAUCAGUUGGCGACAGUUCUUCGAUAUUCAUUUUAGCAAGUAAAAAAAUAAAUUAAAAACAGCAGAAUGCAAAAACUAUAACUGAACCCAACAAUGAAAAUCAUCAACUAAGCAUGAAAUGCAUUUAAAAAUUAAACACAACAAAUACAUAUUUAUUUAUAUAUAUAUAUAGAUGUACAUGUCGUCUACUUGUAUGGCCAGGAUAGCGAAAAUAUGAAAUAUGAAAUAUUUAGCCCCCGAAAACAGAAUCGAAAACCGUAACAGAGCAACACCAAAAUGAAAAUGAAUUUGAGCCUAGAAAAUCGUAUAGAACGGCAACUCCAAAAGUAACAAACAAAAAUUCCAAACAAAUACCCGAAAGUGAAUGAAUGUAAAGCGAUUUUGAAACGCCUCCCGAAGCUACACCCGAAAAUCAACUUCCAACAUUUUUAUUGAUAUACACUAAAAUCUAGACACUUAAGGCGAUUUCAUCGAUACCAAAAUCUAAUCUAAGACGAGAUUCAGCAUGCAAGUUAGCAAAUAUGAAACUUCAAUUUAGUGUGUAAGCAACGAUAAAACGUGCGACAAAUUAUGCAAAACUACAGAAGUAAGCGAAAAAGCCAAAGAGCGUUAAUAUGCCAGAAAUUUCAAUAAAAUUCAAUGGUCGCCUGAGGCAGAAAACACGGUAAUCAGUGUUGAAUGUUGAAUUGCUUGCAACAUUCAAACAGUUAGUCUAAACAAAUAAGAAGAAAAACAAUAAGGAGAAGACAAGAAAAUAUACGUAGCCGCUUUGUCAGACGGAACGCGCCCAAACCAAACUAAGUAAAUAAGUAAAAAAAAAAACAAAAAUCGCAAGAAUAUUUAAAUCAAUUUUGUGCAUAAGAAAAAUCGAUAACCGUUAUAUACAUAUAUGUAAGCCAACUACAUAUGUGUGUGUGUGUGAGCAAGAAGAGAAGAUCACAAAUCAAAAUAAUUAUAAAAAUGCAAUUAAAAAGUCAUAACUCAACUUCAAACUUAAUUAAUUAUUAUCCAUUUGAUUGUGUAUGCUAAUUAUUAUUGUCUAUAGCGUAUCGUACAAAAUAUUAAUAUACUUUUUCGUGCAAAUCCAUGGGCCAGCACCUAUUUAUGCAUUACCCUGCGAUCGUACUUAUCCAAUUAGUUAACCAUAUACCGCAUACCCAUGUACUUACCUUACUUUUAAAUAUGCUUACUUACUCACAUUUCGAUAUUGUAUUCGUAGACCCUGAGUAGAACUAUUUCAAUUGAUUUGUACACCCUCCAAGUCACACAAUCCAAACCCGAAAACCCAAAAACCCGAAAAACCGCCCAUCAGCUUACGAAAUGCUCUAACUUAAUGUCAUGCAUACAACAAACGUAAAAUAUAUUGGAGGCCUGCAUCAUAAUAAAGUUUUUUCGAUCAAGGAUUCAUAAAGCAAACGCGAAUUCUUCAGCCCAACAAAUUUUCGUAAUUAUUGUAUAAUUUUCUCAUAAAUCUUAGUGAUUUAAUUCGCAGUGGAUUCCUGCAGGCUUCUAAUACAUCUAAAUGGAUAGGCGCAUAUUUGUAUGUAUUUACCACAAAUAUAUCUAACUAACACAGAAACAAAACGAACCGAUCACACUUACACACACUCACACUUACACUCACACAGUGAAGGAAAUGAUAACGAGGUGACACAAAUUUAGAUGCAUAUUAUUAUAUAACUUAUAUUGAAAAACCAAAGCGAUAAGAUGAAAACGUAAAUUUUACUAUACUCGUACAUAUAAAUUAUAUGAAUGUAUGUAAAUUAUUAUUAUAUUUGUAUUUUAUUGUAUGUAUUAGUUUUGUUCUACGCUCUUUUGCUCUUUCAUAAACAAAAAACCAAAAACAAAAACAACAAUUUUAAAACGAAAUCCAAACGAAACUUGAUAACAAAAACUAAAACAAAACAACAAAAAGCCGGCAAGCAAUGGUAUACAAAAUAA